Molecule: messenger RNA, 1146 nt
Organism: Mollisia scopiformis
Lineage: Eukaryota; Fungi; Ascomycota; Leotiomycetes; Helotiales; Mollisiaceae
Exons: 5
Coding region: 1-1146 (381 amino acids)
Source: RefSeq, a predicted model, not a curated record
AUGCCUUCAUUGAACAUUGACCCAAAACUGCUGCCGGAGCUGGUGGGCCUGCCGGCUGCCAUGCCACCGCCGGGAGUCGUACCCAACUUCAUAAAUCCAUACACUCUAGCCCCUCUUAGCUACUGGGGAGGUUCUGUUUUCGUGUUUAUCAUGAUUUGUUUUGUUAUGGCACGAUUUUACAACAAAACGUUCCUGGCGAAAGCUUACACUUGGGAUGAUUUCUGCAAAGCUGGAGUCGGAACUCAUGAGUGGGAUUUGAAAAUAGGUCAAAUGAUCAGUAACGAGUUUCUGGUUGACGGCGGUGCCUUUGUCGUUGUAACAUUGCCAUGCAUGAUGUUUGCAAAGCUCACAUUCUUUAUAUUCUACGUUCAGAUAUUCAGAAUCCGAACCCACCUCUCGCGUUGGAUUUGGGCUGGUGCAAUAGUCACCACCGGGUUCUAUAUCGCCACCUCAAUAGCUCAGUUCUACUUCACCAUCCCCGGUCCUGGACAGACUUGGUUUGACAAAAUUGACUUGAAUCCAAACAGUCAGUCCUCGAUUAUUGGGAUAGUAUCGUCAUGCUUUGGCAUCAUCAGUGAUUUCUAUUUGUUCUUUUUGGCAGUGGCGGGCAUCUGGAAAUUGCAGAUUCCGAAAGAGCGAAAGAUGGGAGUCAUUGCCGUCUUUGCAACCGGCCUGUUAGCUUGUGUCGUUAGUGUCGUUGGCUUAGUCUACCGAAUCAAGUCAAGAGAGGGCUCCGAUGGUACUUACCAGCUGCUUCCCCCUGCCUUUCUCAUUGUUGUCGAGCUUGCCGUCGGAGUUUCCUGCUCGUGCAUGCCUUCCGUUGGUUGUAUAACCAGAAAGUAUUCUAAAAACAUCUCUGGCCUCACAUCCUAUUGGUCGAAGCUUCGCACACGUUAUGGGACAAGUAGGUCCCGAAAUGACCAGACUCAACCCAAGGAGUAUAGCAGCUCCCAAGUUACACCCAAUCGCAGUAUGACCAACGCCCGGCCAUAUUCCGUAUUGGAGGGGCGGGAAAUUGCCCAAUUGAAGGCUGCCCCCAUUUCAUCCGAUCGCAUCAGCACUUGGGAGCUGGAGACGGUGGGACAUGAUCUACCACAUAAGCAUUCAUUAGAUGCGGAACUUUUGCACUCUUCAUCACCUGUCUAA